AUGGUAGAUCCUAAUCAUAACGCUAUUAGAAAUGAUCGUAAGAUAAACUUUAUCUGUGAAAAGAAGCAUAGAGAAAUGAGAGGAUUAACAUCUGCAGGUAGAAGAUCAAGGGGUCUUGGUAAAGGCAUUGGAUAUGGGCACGUUAAAGGAGGAUCUCAACGUGCUGCCUGGAGAAGAAAUAAUACUCUUUUGUUAAAGAAAUUUAGGUAA
Hepatospora eriocheir is the source of this 210-nucleotide messenger RNA. The record is from the annotation of a GenBank genome assembly. Lineage: Eukaryota; Fungi; Microsporidia; Hepatosporidae.